AUGGAGGCGGCUGCAGCGGUGGUGCUGGUGCUGUUGCUGGCGGCAGCGGGGCCGGGCCGGGCGCGGCCAGACGUGCUGCGGGAGGAACUGCUGCUGAGCCCGUUGCCCGCCGGAGACGUGGCCGCCACCUUCCAGUUCCGAACGCGCUGGGACGCGGACCUGCAGCGGGGCGCGGUCUCUCACUACAGGUUGUUCCCAAAGGCGCUGGGACGGCUGGUGGCAGCACUGGGUGUGCGGGAGCUCCACCUUGCCCUCACCCAGGGUUUUUGGCGCACCCGGACCUGGGGGCAGCCACCUCUCCAAGCACCUGCUGGUGCUGAGCUCUGGGUCUGGUUCCAGCCCACCGUAACUGAUGUUGACAAAGCCUGGAAAGAGCUGAGUAAUAUCCUCUCAGGAAUAUUCUGUGCUUCUCUCAACUUCAUUGACUCAACCAACACAGUCACCCCAACAGCAUCCUUCAAGCCCCUGGGCUUAGGCAAUGGUACAGAUCACCAUCUCCUGCGAUAUGCUGUCCUGCCCCGGGAGGUCGUCUGCACAGAGAACCUCACACCGUGGAAGAAGCUGCUCCCAUGUGGCUCCAAGGCUGGGCUUGCUGUGCUGCUGAGGGCUGAGCGCUUGUUCCACAGCAGCUACCACUCACAGGCAGUGCACAUCCGCCCCAUCUGCAGGGAUGCCUCUUGCCUGUCUCUGUCCUGGGAGCUUAGACAGACCCUCACUGUGGUCUUUGACAGCUUUGCCAGUGGCCAAGGAAAGAAAGACUGGUCCCUCUUCAGGAUGUUCUCUCGCACGCUUACCGACGCGUGUCCUCUGGCAUCGCAGAGCAAAGUCUACGUUGACAUCUCUCCUAAGAACAAGGAAAAGGAGUUAUUGGAAGUCACCCCACCUCCAGCAUCUCUACAUGAAGCUGUUGUCCAGGGUGAGAAGAGAACCUAUGCUGUCUAUGACCUGCUGAGCCCCUUGCUCUUCAACACAUCUCGCAGUCUCAACGUGCAGCUGAAGUGGACACGGCCCCAGGACAGCUCGGAGCUGCCCAUACCUGUCCUCCAUGCUCACCGCUACGUGAGCGGGUACGGGCUGCAGACCGGGGAGAUCAGCACCCUGGUCUACAACACCCACCCCUACCGUGCCUUCCCUGUCAUCCUGCUGGAGACUGUGCCCUGGUACCUGCGGCUCUACGUGCACACUCUGACUAUCAUCACCAAAGGGAAGGAAAACAAGCCAAGUUAUAUCCACUACCAGCCAGCCCAGGACCGGAGACGGCCUCACCUCUUGGAAAUGCUGAUCCAGCUGCCAGCCAACUCCAUCACCAAGAUCACAAUCCAGUUUGAGAGGGCCUUAUUGAAGUGGACAGAGUACCCACCUGACCCCAAUCAUGGCUUUUAUGUUGGUUCCUCGGUGCUUAGUGCCCUGGUUCCCAGCAUCAUUGCGAUGAAGGAAGUGGACAUGGAGCAGAGCCCCCUCUUCACCUCACUGUUUCCUUCCUCGGAUGGCUCCAGCUAUUUUGUGCGCCUGUACACGGAGCCGCUGCUGGUGAACUUGCCGACGCCAGAUUUCAGCAUGCCCUAUAAUGUCAUCUGCCUGACCUGCACUGUGGUGGCCGUGUGCUAUGGCUCCUUCUACAACCUGCUGACCAGAACCUUUCAUGUGGAAGAGCCGAGCCGGGGCGGGCUGGCCAAGCGUCUGGCCAACAUCAUCCGCAAACUCAGAGGGGUGCCCCCGCUCUGAGAGAAACCAGAGCUGGCCAUGGGCCUCCCUGGGAGACCUGCAGCAUUGUGUCUCUUCCC
Indicator indicator is the source of this 1784-nucleotide messenger RNA. It is a transcript of the gene PIGT, whose product is annotated as phosphatidylinositol glycan anchor biosynthesis class T. Lineage: Eukaryota; Metazoa; Chordata; Aves; Piciformes; Indicatoridae. The record is from RefSeq and is a predicted model, not a curated record. The transcript has 12 exons. Bases 1 to 1725 code for a protein of 574 amino acids. Gene Ontology annotation, cellular component: GPI-anchor transamidase complex. Gene Ontology annotation, biological process: attachment of GPI anchor to protein.